Messenger RNA from Pneumocystis jirovecii RU7, 1155 nucleotides. Its product is annotated as protein phosphatase regulator SHP1. Gene Ontology annotation, cellular component: nucleus; cytosol. Lineage: Eukaryota; Fungi; Ascomycota; Pneumocystomycetes; Pneumocystales; Pneumocystaceae. The transcript is spliced from 10 exons. Gene Ontology annotation, biological process: nuclear membrane reassembly; autophagosome assembly; membrane fusion. The coding region runs from base 1 to 1155 and encodes 384 amino acids. Gene Ontology annotation, molecular function: ubiquitin binding. The record is from RefSeq and is a predicted model, not a curated record.
AUGGAUCUAAAUCAGACACAAAAUAAGGAAGAAAUAAUAGAGCAAAUGGUAGAAAUAACCAAUUGCUCUAAGGAAGAAGCAGUUCAUUUAUUACAACUAAAUGAAUGGAAUUUAACAGAAACAAUUGUAAAUUAUAUAGAAAAUUCCAAAAAUACAGAAAAAAGUAAACGUGAGAUACCGGUUUGUAAUACUAUAGAGACAAAGAAUCAGCGUAAAUUUAAAACAUUUAGUGAUAUUCACACAGAAGAAUCAGAUACUAAUGAUGAGGAACAAAAGAAUUUUUAUGCAGGUGGUGAAAAGUCUGGUAUAUAUACUCAACACCCAAAGUCAGAUAAAAAUAUUAUUGAGCAAAUUUUGAAAAAAGCAUCUGAGAAUACUUAUAAGGAAAAUGAUAACCCUGAACCGUCGAAUACCAUGCCUAAAUUUACAGGAACAGGCUAUAUUCUUGGUAAAGAAGAAGAACCAUCUUCUAAAGUCCAAAAUCCUAAGGAAUCAACGGCUUAUACACCUCCUGCUAAAGUUACACGUGAUUUAAUAUUUUGGAAAGAAGGAUUUACAAUUGAUAAUGGCCCUUUAAUGAGAUAUGAUGAUCCUUCGAACACAGCAAACCUCCAGGCGAUAAAUUCUGGACAUGCACCAUUGUCAUUAUUAAAUGUACAAAUAGGACAAGAAGUGGAUUUAAGAGUUCAAAAAAAACUGGACAAGGAGUACCAGCCCCUUAAAAAAUAUACACCAUUUUCUGGAGCAGGUCAAAGAUUGGGAAGUCCAACGCCAAAAGUUAUUGUUUCUGGGUCAGAAAAAACACAAAAAAACACAAAUGAAGACAAAAAAAUUGUCUAUCACCACACUAUUGAUGAAACGUUUCCUUUUACAACACUGCAAAUUCGGUUCGGAGAUGGAUCAAAACAUUCCGUAAAAUUUAACUUGACACAUACGGUUGGUGACAUUUAUGAUUUUAUGGACUUAAAUAGGUCAAACAAUGAUUCGCGUGAUUAUAUACUACAAACAACUUUUCCAAAUAAAGAAUAUAGAGAUAGAUCAAUAAACCUAAAAGACGCAGGACUGUUGAAUGCAGUUCUUAUCCAGAAAUCAAAUGCCCUUCAGAAAGAUCCAAAUGAGACAUUAGACAUUAUUUAUCUAAGGCUACUUCGUUGA